Thyridium curvatum is the source of this 1218-nucleotide messenger RNA. RefSeq lists its product as uncharacterized. Bases 1 to 1218 code for a protein of 405 amino acids. NCBI's taxonomy places the organism in Eukaryota, Fungi, Ascomycota, Sordariomycetes, Thyridiales, Thyridiaceae. The record is from RefSeq and is a predicted model, not a curated record. Gene Ontology annotation, biological process: regulation of lipid storage. Gene Ontology annotation, cellular component: endoplasmic reticulum. The transcript has 2 exons.
AUGUUAGAAACUGGGCAUUUCACCAGCAGAGCGCUGCUAGCAGGUGGCGCCGCAUGCCUGGCCCUCGGCUUGGCUGUCCGGGCUCUGCGGGGAGCCAGGUCAGCUUCAGGGAAGCGAUACGUCCCGUCGCCGAGGACAACCGUCCUGCCAAGGCUGUCGGAAAAUGAGCGGGCUGCUGUACCGUAUCUCCCGGAUGCGCUACCGGGUGCGCGGAGCGUCCAGACCCCCUACGGCUCGAUCCAGGUGUUUGAAUGGGGCCCUGAAGACGGCGAGCGGGUAUUACUGCUCCAUGGGAUAGGAACGCCCUGCCUUGCCCUGGGAGACUUGGGCGAGGAGCUGGUUCACAAUGGGUACAGGGUAAUGCUCUUCGACUUCUUUGGCCGCGGCUUUUCCGACGCUCCCAUAGAUGUCACUUACGACAUGCGCCUCUACACUACCCAGAUCUUGCUCGUCCUCGCCUCCUCGCCUCUCCCCUGGACUGGUGACAACGGUUUCCACCUAGUGGGCUACUCACUAGGCGGCGGCAUAGGCGCCUCCUUCUCCCGCUACUUCCCGCGCAUGGUCCGCUCUCUCGUGUGCGUUGGCGGCGGUGGGCUCAUUCGCAAGUGCCAUGUCAGUCGCAAGAGCAAGCUGCUGUACUCUACGGGCCUCCUGCCCGAGUGGCUACUGCAAGCGUUGGUCAAAUCACGUCUGAAGCCAAAGGACACAGUCACGGAGCAGACCAUGGUAGCUGAGGUCACGGACCUGGACACGGAAGAUCCUAGAGUUCAGCGACUGGGAGGGAAUGACAGCACGGGCGGGCCGUCGUUUGACGAGGCUCCCAUCUCGGCCCGCUGGCCGGGGGUCACCGUGUCGAAGGUGAUGUCGUGGCAGAUACAACAUCACGAGGGUUUUGUUCCUGCUUUCAUGAGCACGAUCCGGAAUGCCCCGAUUUACGAGGAGGUCGAGGAGUGGGCAGCACUUGGCAAGCAGCUGCGUCGACGCAGAGUUGAGUCUGGGGGACAGGGUGUCCUGCCCGGACUGAAGGGCGGGAAGGUCUUGCUAAUACUAGGAUCCUCAGAUCCGGUGAUCUUGAUGGACGAGAUAGUCCCUGAUACCAAAGCUAUCUUGGGAGACGAUGCGGUUGAGAUCUCCAUAAUAGAUGCAGGUCACGAAGUCGCCAUCGCCCAGGGAGUUGAGGUGGCUCAGACAGCCAUGGCAUAUUGGAGGUCGAUAUAG